UGUUGCAGCACCUUGGAAGCUAGACGAAUGUCGUGGAUACCUACACCGAGUUUCAACGGUCAAGUUAACGCAAACAUGAGGACAUCGGUAAACCCGCGCGAACUUUCCAUUGGGAUCGUUUUGAUGUGAAGAAUGAUGCGGCCCUGAGACUUCCCAUCCUUCUUCAACUCGCCUUCUCUGUUACUGUAUAUGGAUAUAGGCGCGUGUGUAUAAUACACACUAUACAGGCAUCGUGGUAUGUAUUAUACUCCUCCACCAUUCUUCCUCAGUCGCUACGGACCACUCACUUUCGAAGCCCUGAGGUUACCUACAGCCUGAGGAUCAAGAGGAUCGACCAGAUCGCGGGAUGACGAUCGAGGACUGGAGGGAAUGGAGAGAAGAAAGCGUUGACGUAUGGUGCUGCUAAAAACACCGCCAGCCUCAAGAGGCAAUAGUCCUUCUAGAAAAGGAUCUAGUCCUCAGGAAGGUCUCGGGGCGAGUCCGGAGGUUCCAAAAGGGAAGCAAACUCAAAAGCGUGGAAGAGGCAGCCGAGGCAGCAGUCCAGGAGAUCAAAGCACCGGAUCGCGAGGCAGCAGCCCUGGAAAGAGUCCCGUCUUCAAGGGAAAGUCGAAGACCACGCUGCCACGCUCACAAGGAAGCGAAACCGGCAGCAUAGAGAGACUGGAGGCAGGUGACAAGAGGGUGAUUGCUACCCACCAAUUACUACCCGAAGACAACAUAAACGUGGUGGUCAGGGUCCGACCACUGAGUAACAGGGAGAUUAAAUCUGGCGACGAAUCGGGCGUGCAAUUUCCUGGCAAUGGUCAAAUUCAUUGCGAUGGAAUACCCAACAGCGGUGACAAGAAGCCCAAAUUAUUCUCGUACAACGUCGUGUUCGAACCGGCGGCGUCACAGGAAGACAUUCUCCAGUAUUCCGGUGUUAAAAAACUCAUCGAAAUGGCCGUCGAAGGAUUCAGCUGCACGGCAUUUUGCUACGGGCAAACCGGUAGCGGAAAAACACACACUUUGACCGGGCCUCCGGGUUUGUUCAACGGGAAAAAUCCCUACUCCGAAGGUCACGGAUUGGUCUUUCGAUCGUUCGUCUACCUCUUCAAGAUACUACAAGAAAGACAGGAUUGCAAUUUCGUGCUCCGAGCGUCCUUUCUCGAAAUCUACAACGAAAAGGUUAUCGAUCUCCUGAAUCCUGGAACAAGUAGGAAACCUUUGGCGGUAAGAUGGAGCAAAAAAAUCCGAGGUUUUUUCGUCGAGAAUUUAUUCACCGUCGAGUGCGAAGAGCUUGACGAUUUAUUAGCCGUUUUGGAGGAAGGCAUGCGGAAUCGCUCCGUCGGCUCGCACAACAUGAACGAUCAUUCCAGCCGAAGCCACACCAUACUGACCGUCCACAUCACCUCGGAACAACAAAUGGAAAACGGAGUAUUUAUUUCCAAGCAAGGCAAGAUCAACUUUGUCGAUCUUGCGGGCAGCGAAAUGACGAAGAAAACACAGAGCGAGGGUAAAACUCUCGAGGAAGCUAACAACAUCAAUAAAAGCUUGAUGGUGCUAGGAUACUGCAUCGCUUCGUUAAGUGAUGGGAAAAAGAAAGCUGGACAUAUUCCUUAUCGGGAUAGCAAACUGACGAAACUACUUGCGGACAGUCUCGCCGGAAAUGGAGUUUCUCUUAUGAUCGCAUGCAUUUCUCCGGCGAGAUCUAACGCGAGCGAAACUAUAAAUACACUGCGCUACGCGGCGCGUGCUAAAAAAAUUCGCACCAAGCCGAUUAUCGUUAUGGAUCCCAGGGAAGCUUUGAUACUCAGCCUGAAACGAGAAGUCGGCGCUUUGCAAACAGAGAACGAUCACUUGAGGGUAGCGCUCAACUUAGGCGGGGAAUCCCCGAUCUUUGCGCGGGUCGAAUCCAAGGCUGGGGAAAGAAGACCGCUUCCAACACCGCCUCGAGUUGAUCUUGACAAAUUAGCGGAACUCGAGGGUCCGGAACUCGGCCAACUUGUUCGGGAUUACAUCACCGAGAACGAGGCUCUUCGACGGGAAAAUGCCGAGCUUUACGUCACCAGGGAACAAGUAAUGCGCGACCAGGAACAGGUCUGCAGGGAAAAUGAGAGGCUUUUGAAAAAACUUGAGGAUGUUAAUUCCGUCUGUUGUCGUUCGCCUAUUAUUCCGGCUCGGCCCAAUUACUCGGCGGAGUUGUCGAGUAGCGUUAACGGCGAUUACGUGCCUGGAGCUGCAAACGUCUGGACGAAUCCUAAUUCGGACCCUAAUCAAGCGACGUUUACGACUUCCAAGGACAAUACCGGUGGAGAAGUAACGUCUGGCGGCUCGGUUCGCGGAAUGCCUGAAAAAGUAUUGAAAGAAUUGGACAAGCGACGAAUCGGAGGAAGUUUUAAUAACAUCCUAGAGGCGUACAAGGACAAAAGUCAUCACAGGAGAAACAACUCUUGGGAUAAUGGAAAUGUGGCUAAUAGUCCGGAUCAAACCUCGUCUCCUGUCGACCCUAGCCAUAACAGAAAAGGUGCAACCCUGCGAAGAACGUCGACAGUGCCGGAAGAAAGGAGCUUAGCGAUGUCAAAUUUCGAUGAUAACCAUCCGCCGUUGAAGAGCCAUUCUUUGAACGACGACACUUCUACUCCAGACUCUGUUUUAAGUGGGCCGAUCCUGGAAGGUAACAAUUUGGCUCCGGGUACUGCUGAUUCCGUUGCUCCAACCGCGGCAUUUCCUGUUAUAGCUUCACGUACAUCAUCUCCAUUCACUUCCCCGGAAUUUGACGACGGUAUUGAAACUUCGAACGUUUCCUCGCGUGGAUCAAGACCGCGACAAGAAAUCCCUGGCUCGGCGGGUACUAAGGUCGCUAAUGGUUUGCCCGCACAUCGCGUUUUUGGGAGUCUCGUUUCGCUAGAUGGUGACGAUCCACAUUUUUUGUCUACCUCGCUAACUAAUAAGCAUUAGGUAUAGAAAGGAAGUUAUCCGCAUAACUUUAGUCGCAAUUUGGUACGAUAUUUUACUUGAACAGUAUAAAUUAUAUAACAUAUUUAAAAAGGGAUGAUAAUUAUGCAUAAAGAGUACUAUUUGUUUAUUUAUGUACUUAUUUGAAUGAUAUUGACAGGAUUGCGAAGAACGUAAGUUAUGACGAUAAAUUUACGUUUUUGGAUAAAACGAAUAAACAACUACUCUUCCAAAUCAAAUCGCAAUAUCUUCAAAAUAAAAUAAAAAUAUAUAUAUAAAAUCACACAGGCAAAUUAAAAUGGUAUUGACGCACUGAAUUCAGUUUGCGCAAACUUCAUUGUGAAGUUACUGCAAUUCGAGUUGGAACGAGAAGAAUAUUCUUCAGGCAGUGGAAAAAAACUGUAUACAAUGAAGUCUAAUGGGCAGGCUCAAACUUGACGAUAAUUAUGAAAUGUAUAUUAUAUUUUAGCGUCAUUUACCCACAUAUUAGAUAACUGAAUAUAACAUAGUGAGAGAGUAUAUUGAUUAUACCAUAAUUCUCAAACAGUGUGUUUUGCAACAAGAGAUAUUUUUACCCUGUGUGCAGAAGUACGUAUUAGUGGUAUGCUGUAAACCGAUGAAAUAAUUAAGGAAAUGGUAUAGCAGACCAUUUACCUCUAAUUUCUUACGUUUUAAAGAACGUAAAUGUAAAGCUAACCCGGUAGUUGACUAAUUAUUGUAAAAGAUUGAAUCGUUGAUAAUGGAGUGCGAUAUUUAUAAUACAGUGUAGGUGUAGCUUACAUACGUAAUUAAAAUGCAGAAGGUUUGUUGUGAAA
Neodiprion virginianus is the source of this 3749-nucleotide messenger RNA. Its product is annotated as kinesin-like protein KIF12. NCBI's taxonomy places the organism in Eukaryota, Metazoa, Arthropoda, Insecta, Hymenoptera, Diprionidae. The transcript is spliced from 17 exons. Gene Ontology annotation, molecular function: microtubule motor activity; microtubule binding; ATP binding. The coding region runs from base 394 to 2937 and encodes 847 amino acids. The record is from RefSeq and is a predicted model, not a curated record. Gene Ontology annotation, biological process: microtubule-based movement.